UUCGCUCAAGUUAUUGACGAUACAGUAACCACUGGCCUAUUUAAGGGAAAUGCGAUUAGGUUGUAUCCCCCUCAUCAGAGAAGAUGGCCGCUUCACUGGAUUUACCGAAUUUUGAGCCUUGUGAUCACUUGGAAUAUUUGAUGAUGAUCAAAGAGGCGAAUAGGGCACACGAGGGGAUAUGCAAGAUUCGCGCAAUUGCGCUCCCUCCAUCUCCUCGUACUGAUGGCUACUCUGAGCUCAUCGGGGAUCUCUUUGAGGAUGUAUUAGGUUCUUUAACCUCUCUCCUCUCCAAGCUCAAAACAAGUUCCAGAGCUGAAUGGUAUAGCCACAUGAAAAGGAAGAGAUUGGAUUCAUGGAAUAUUUUGACUACUAUUCCGCAUUAUGAUGGCUAUGAAUGGAGAAAGUAUGGCCAAAAGAAAAUCAGAAGUUCGAAAUUUCCAAGAGUCAAAGGUGAGAGAUCUGGGCAGAUCCGACCAUGGCAGAGAACAUGAGCGUUUCGAAUCCAUCGAUUCCACAGUUCAAGGGAGAUAACUACGAGUUCUGGAGCAUCAAGAUACGAACUUUGCUCAAGUCGCAAGGUCUAUAGGAAUUGUUGGAGACGGGAGCACCGGACACAGAUCCCACACCAACAGAAACAGCAAAGCGAGAUGCGAAGGCGUUAUUCUUCAUUCAACAAGCCGUUGUUGACACGAUGUUCAUAAAAAUAGCAGCAGCGGCAUCGACAAAGGAGGCAUGGACAACCCUAAAAACCGCAUUCCAGGGAAAUUCGAAAGUUCGUGAGAUAAGGUUACAAGGCUUGAGAAGAGAGUUUGAGACGUUGAACAUGAAUCAAGGUGAAUCUGUUCAAGCAUUUCUCACAAGAGUCACAUCCAUCGUCAACCAAAUCAAGAGUUGUGGUGAAGAUCUCACAGAAAAGAUCGUGGUUAUAAAGGUGCUCCGCAGCCUUACAGCAAAAUUCGACCAUGUCGUGGUAGCAAUCGAAGAGUCCAAGGACCUGUCCACAUACUCUUUCGAUGAGUUGAUGGGUUUGCUGCAAGCCCAUUGUUUGUUGGAAAUUUGAUGUAAAAAGACAAUGAAAGAAAAAUUCGAACUUG
Asparagus officinalis (garden asparagus) is the source of this 1094-nucleotide messenger RNA. RefSeq lists its product as uncharacterized. The coding region runs from base 84 to 491 and encodes 135 amino acids. The record is from RefSeq and is a predicted model, not a curated record. The transcript has 3 exons. Gene Ontology annotation, biological process: regulation of DNA-templated transcription. Gene Ontology annotation, molecular function: DNA-binding transcription factor activity; sequence-specific DNA binding. Lineage: Eukaryota; Viridiplantae; Streptophyta; Magnoliopsida; Asparagales; Asparagaceae.